UUCACUCACCGACCCGAGAGACACCUGACCGAGCCCUGAGGUUACUGUCCGGGUCGAGGAGACAUGGCCUCUCGGGGGACUUUUACCGACCCGGGCUGCAGUUCGUCCGAGGAGGACAGUAACCGCGCGGACUUGCUGUCGGAGGAGGAGGAGAGGAAACCUGCCGCGGUCCGCCGGCAUCACCCGUUCAGCGUGGAGGCGCUCAUGUCCGGGAGGAAGACGGACAGCCGCGGCGGAGAGUCCGCCUGCUGUAGAACCAGCAGUUCGGGGUUGGGCUCUCUGUAUCUGCGCCGGGAGACGCGCRGUCCUGCUGGGGAAAGUCGGAGCGGCGUCCCGGCGGCGCCUCGGUCUCCGGUCAAAUGUGAGGCGGAGGACUGCGCAGCUUCGUGGGCCGCUGCUGCUGCUGGCAACACCUUUUCACCUCAAACACGUCACGUCAAUCCCGCCUGUCAGCUGAGGAAGCACAAGACGAACCGGAAGCCCCGCACSCCCUUCACCACGUCCCAGCUCCUGGCUCUGGAGAGGAAGUUCAGGCAGAAGCAGUACCUGUCCAUCGCGGAGCGGGCCGAGUUCUCGUCCUCCCUGACCCUCACGGAGACCCAGGUGAAGAUCUGGUUCCAGAACCGCAGGGCGAAAGCAAAGCGGCUCCAGGAGGCCGAGCUGGAGAAACUCAAGAUGGCCGCUGACGCCAAAACRGCGGCGGUGACGGCCACUGCUGCCGCUGCUGGAGCUUUACAUCCGAGCUUUACGUUGCCGCUGUCUCUGGGCACCAUGUCUCUGUAUGGACAGUCGUACUCUGCCUAUCACUACCACAGACCCAUUCUGCCCGUAUCACCUUUGGGACUGUACACCUCUCCUCUGGGCUACAGCAUGUACCACUUAUCAUAAAAAAAUGGAAAUACCAUCGGACACA
Austrofundulus limnaeus is the source of this 913-nucleotide messenger RNA. Its product is annotated as homeobox protein MSH-D. Gene Ontology annotation, molecular function: DNA-binding transcription factor activity, RNA polymerase II-specific; RNA polymerase II transcription regulatory region sequence-specific DNA binding. The record is from RefSeq and is a predicted model, not a curated record. Bases 64 to 888 code for a protein of 274 amino acids. Gene Ontology annotation, biological process: embryonic morphogenesis; regulation of transcription by RNA polymerase II. NCBI's taxonomy places the organism in Eukaryota, Metazoa, Chordata, Actinopteri, Cyprinodontiformes, Rivulidae. Gene Ontology annotation, cellular component: nucleus. The transcript has 2 exons.